GUCACCUCAUUCCCCAGCCUCAGAUCAUGAUUUCUCCUCACACUACCGCGACGCCACCUCAGCCCGCGUAGCCCCGGCCAUGGCUCUGUAGCCGCGACCCCUCUGUGCCCCCGGCCAGUCUCCGCGCUCACCGCGCCUGCGCUCUCCGCUCCUACCUUCUUUCUUCAGCCGAGGCCGCCGCCGCCUCUCCUUUGCGCAGCCAUGGAGUACUCCGCUUUUGCCUUGGUGCCUGUCUUCGUGCAGCUGAGUAACCGCCAGAGCCUCCUGCCACUUGUUGGUGCAGCCUUCUCCAUUGCCAUCCGUGCCCAACGCCCGUGCUGCAGCCAUGUCACUCCUGGCGACCCUGGGGCUGGAGCUGGACAGGACCCUGCUCCCAGCUAGCGGGCUGGGCUGGCUUGUAGACUAUGGGAAACUCCCCCUGGCCCCUGACCCCCUGGGCCCCUAUGAGGUCCUUGGGGGAGCCCUAGAGGGCGGGCUUCCAGCGGGGGGAGAGCCCCUGGCAGGCGACGGCUUCUCCGACUGGAUGACCGAGAGGGUGGACUUUACAGCCCUCCUCCCUCUGGAGCCCCCCUUGCCCUCAGGUGCCCUCCCCCCACCUUCCCCACCCCCACCUGACCUGGAAGCUAUGGCCUCCCUCCUCAAGAAGGAGCUGGAGCAGAUGGAAGACUUCCUUGAUGCCCCACUCCUCCCACCAUCCUCCCCACCUCCGACACAGCCAGCACCAGCACCCCCCCUCUCCCUUCCCCUCCCCUUGCCCACCUUUGACCUCCCCCCGACCCCGGCCCCAGACACCCUCGACUUGCUGGCCAUCUACUGCCGCAGUGAGGCCGAGCAGGGGGACUCGGGGUUGGCGCCCCUGUGCCCCCCACAGCAACCCCCUUCUCCUCCCCCUCAACCCUCCCGCCCCACCCCCUACCCCAAUCCUGCCGCCACCCGAGGGGACCGCAAGCAAAAGAAGAGAGACCAGAACAAGUCAGCAGCUCUGAGGUACCGCCAGAGGAAGCGUGCAGAGGGCGAGGCCCUGGAGGGCGAGUGCCAGGGGCUGGAGGCCCGGAACCGGGAGCUGAGGGAGAGGGCUGAGUCGGUGGAGCGGGAGAUCCAGUACGUCAAGGAUCUGCUUAUCGAAGUGUACAAGGCUCGAAGCCAGAGGACCCGGCCUAGCUAGCUGGGCCGGGUCUUCAGGCCAUAGCGGGCAUGCUGCUCUUCUGCUGUGGCUCACUUCUGUUUCUGGGGCUGAGCUGGGAGGUCCCCCAUCAUCCCCCUGCCUCUAGCUGCCGUCCAAACUUCCCCUCCCCCUCCCCUUUUAUCCUUGCCUCCUUUCCUGUCCAUUCUGAAUUUGCUCCCCUCCUCCCUCCCCAGAAUCAUGGAAUGUUUGGCCUUAGUCAACAUCUAUACCCUUCAACUAACAGCUGAGGAACAGAGGCCCAUGGGAAAUUGGGGGGGCAGGGGAGAGCUUGGAAACCUGGUCUCUCAAGCAGGGAAGUGAAGCCAGGAAUCUCUGCAGAACGUCUAUGCAAAGGAGGGCAGGGAAGCCAUCUGGAGACUAAGUCAGGGAGGGCUUUAAGAAAGCUGCCCAUAGAAUACAAGCAAAAUAAGCCAAGUGACCUUGGGGAACUACAUUUGGGGGUGGAACCAAAAGGUGGCCGAGUUCACAGAGCAGGUGGAUAAGUGGGCAGCUGGGUA
This is a messenger RNA of Lagenorhynchus albirostris (white-beaked dolphin), 1683 nucleotides long. RefSeq names its product activating transcription factor 5 (gene ATF5). Gene Ontology annotation, biological process: regulation of transcription by RNA polymerase II. Gene Ontology annotation, cellular component: nucleus. Bases 326 to 1165 code for a protein of 279 amino acids. NCBI's taxonomy places the organism in Eukaryota, Metazoa, Chordata, Mammalia, Artiodactyla, Delphinidae. The record is from RefSeq and is a predicted model, not a curated record. The transcript is spliced from 3 exons. Gene Ontology annotation, molecular function: RNA polymerase II transcription regulatory region sequence-specific DNA binding; DNA-binding transcription activator activity, RNA polymerase II-specific.